AUGGCAAAAAAACACCCGUCAUAUCACCAGCUCCCUAUCGAUAUUAAGUACCCUUCCCAUUCUGCUUGGGGAAUCUGGGGCGACGAUGAUACAAUUGGAACACUUAACUUACUUCCAACGAAAGAUCACAUUAUGGAAACGCUCGGAUUUACCAAAAACAAGCAAGAAGGCAAAUUGAUGUUUUCUUUAAGUUGGAUUCCCCAGCGACCCAACCGGCACCUUUUUAACAGAGGACAUAUCCCGCGUACCGUUCGAGCGAGAGCCGAUGAUAUCGAAAUUGAGCAUUAUGAUGACAUUAUACUCAGCACUGUGUCACCGACUGAAUGGCAUAGCUUACGCUCCUUUGCGUGUGCAGAUGAUACAUAUUGCCGGUUCUAUAACGGGGUUCCUGCUGCAGAGCUCGCAUCUGGACGGUUUGCAACACAACCGGAAAUUACUGGUCGAGCGGUGCUGUUGGAUUAUGGCAGGUGGCGAGCUGCUGCCACUGAAGAAUAUAAUCCAUUACUAAGGACAGCAAUCACUGUUGAUGAGCUUCACAAGGUGGCACAGACGCAAGGUAUCGAAGAUUUCAGCCGGGGCGAUAUACUAUUGCUACGGACGGGUUGGACCGCCGCAUAUGAGAUUGAAGCAAGACACGCGAAUGACACUGGAUUCGAUCUUAUGAAACCACAGUGCCCUGGAAUUGAAGCAUCCGAGGAUAUGUUCCGGUGGCUCUGGAAUUGCGGGUUUGCUGCAUUGGCUACGGAUAGCUUUUCGUUUGAAGCGUUUCCACCCAAAUGCGAUGAUGGACCGUCUUGUCAUUCUCGGGUUAUUGGUGGUUGGGGAAUGACAGUAGGUGAGCUUUUCAAUCUUGAGGAAAUAGCGGAGAGUUCCGCAACAGAUGGAGUGUACGAAUAUUACUUCACAAGUGGGGUAGAAAACAACAAGGCACAGAAAGCCACACCGUUUUUUAAUGCAGUUUGUAUCAAAUAA
Molecule: messenger RNA, 972 nt
Organism: Zychaea mexicana
Lineage: Eukaryota; Fungi; Mucoromycota; Mucoromycetes; Mucorales; Lichtheimiaceae
Exons: 3
Coding region: 1-972 (323 amino acids)
Molecular function (GO): arylformamidase activity
Source: RefSeq, a predicted model, not a curated record